Messenger RNA from Corapipo altera (White-ruffed manakin), 3365 nucleotides. It is a transcript of the gene AKAP5, whose product is annotated as A-kinase anchoring protein 5. NCBI's taxonomy places the organism in Eukaryota, Metazoa, Chordata, Aves, Passeriformes, Pipridae. Gene Ontology annotation, molecular function: GABA receptor binding; adenylate cyclase binding; molecular adaptor activity. The transcript has a single exon. The record is from RefSeq and is a predicted model, not a curated record. Gene Ontology annotation, biological process: positive regulation of adenylate cyclase activity. The annotation marks the transcript as partial. Gene Ontology annotation, cellular component: plasma membrane; postsynaptic density; dendritic spine.
GCUGAAGUGAAGGAGGACCAGGCUGAAGUGAAGGAGGACCAGGCUGAAGUGAAGGAGGACCAGGCUACAGUGAAGGAAGACCAGGCUACAGUGAAGGAGAAGCAGGCUACAGUGAAGAAGGAUCAGGAUACAGUGAAAGAGGACAAGGAUAUAGUGAAGGAAGACCAGGCUGCAGUGAAGGAAGACCAGGCUGUAGUGAAGGAGGACCAGGAUACAGCAAAGGAAAGUGACAACUCUGUUGAGAAGAGUGAGCCCUUGACAGAGCCCACACUUGACACGGAGGAACGUACAGAGUGCACCGUUCAGUUGGAGAUAACUGAUUCAGAGACAGCUCAUGAAAUAGCCCAGGACAAACUACAGGAAGGGAGCCUACCCCAAACCACAGAUGAUGUGGAGAGCAGGGAAGCUCCCAAAGCACCUGUUUCGGAGGAUCAACCCAACAGUGCCCCUGAAACCACCGAGCUGCAGGAAAUCCCCAAUAUCUGCACAGAGCUGCCUGAAGGGGAUGAAUCAGAGAAGAGCAUAAAUCUUCCCAAGGAGUGCAAAGCUGAGGAGACUGUAUCAGAGUUCAGCGAGUCAGCAUCCAGAGACAAUGGAGCGAGUGUGCAGGAAUGCUCCAGCCAUCAGGUGACAUCAGAGGCAAACGUAGGCACCGGCAUCGGCGUCGGCAUCGUCAUCACCAUCACUGAAGCUGAGGACUCUGACAACACCGACUCUGACCAGGCCUACGAGCCGUCCCCAGUUCUGCACCAAAAUAAGCAAAAAGGGAAUAAAAAAUCCAACCGGAAUGCUGAUGUUGGUAAAAAAGAGGGCCCUGAGGCUGGUGGCGGUCCCCAGGCAGAGGACAAAGGUCUGGGCGACCAGGGGCACAGAACUGGGGAGCAGUAUGAAUUGCUCCUCAUAGAAACUGCCUCUUCCCUUGUGAAGGCAGCCAUUCAGUCGUCCAUAGAGCAGCUGGUCAAUGAAAUGGCCCUGGAACAGAAUAAACACAACAGCUUUCUGUGAUGGCAGCUUUGCCCCCAAGAGGAAGAGCAGAGGGAGUGAUUUAAAGCUCCAUUGGCCUGGGGGUGUGUGUGGAGAGCUCAGAGGGCUCCCAGGGCCAAGGUGUAGUUAAUUCUGCAUGCCCAUUCAGUUGUGUGUCUAUGUGAAAUGGCUCCUGGGAUGUGGGCAGACCCUGCUACAUACACUGUGUCCCCUGGGGCCUCAGACAACACCAUUGACUGCAGCUGAAAAAAUGAAGGUGUUACAGUGACUGUAUUUUCAUUUAUUGGCAUAUUUAUGUCAAGGCUGCAUUUCUGCCACCACCCAUGCCAGCUUCCCCCACUGUUCAUGCUGUAGAUCUGUAUAUACCAGGUGUUUAAAGAAAGGUCCUGAGAGGCAGCGAGUGCCCAACCUGCUGCUGGGCAGGAUUCGGAGGCACGCUGGAACAGCUGGAGGUUUGCCUGGGGUGUGUUGGAGAUGAAGGAGAGCAAAGCAACUGCAGUGUUAACAUGAAGACAUCACUGUCAGAAGGGCUCAGGCCAGUGUUUAGUGUUGUGAACUGUAGGCAUUUGCUACCUACAGGCGCCAGGAGCCGCGGUCACCGUUGCUGUCACAUCGUAUGAAGCCGGCGGGUUUGCAGCGAGCAGUGUUCUGUGUUCUUCAUUCGGCCUCUCCCCCUGCCACGAGCAGCCUGUGCGUCUCCAGACAUGUUAAAGUACAGCAUCAGCUGCUCGCCUUGCUGAUCCCGGGCUGCAGAAAUGCCACGAAAGCGACAGCACUUCCAGGAGGGCCUGUUCUUGCACCAUUAAGCUCAACGGGCAAAAACUCCCUGCAGCAUCACUGGCGUGGGCUGGGCGGGAGCAGUGCCUGCUGCAGGCAGCCUCUUUCCUCUCCCCUCCCUGGCCGUCCUCCCUCCCAAUCCUGGUGUCGUGGUGAAGCUGUCCUCAGAUGUAGCAUAUUUUUUUAUAUAUAUGGCAUGUGAUAUAAAUAGCAGUGAGCUGCAUGCGUGUUAGCAGUCAGCAUAGUUUGGGUAGCUGCAAUGUUCUGCCAGCACUGGAAUUGCUUUGAUUUGGUCUGGGCACUGCUGGCGUCCCUGGGUGCUGGCGGCAGCCAUCCUGCACCGCUCCCCGCUCACCACAAAGCCCGCCUGCCUUCAUCCCAGCCCAGGCAUCCCUUGGGAAACGUGCAUUAUGCCCGGCUCACUGCCACCGGGAUCCGGCCGGCUCUGGCACGCCAUGUAGCUCGCCCUGAAACAUGCAGUGAAAUGCUGGAGUGAUAUUACUGAAGUCCUCAGGGAAAAAAUCUAGACAUGGGGCCUGAGGACAUGGCUGGAAAAUGCCUGGACAAGCCCAUUGCCAUCAAAACCCAUGAACUGCCCUGCUCCGAGAGGGUUUGCACCGGCAUGGCGUGUGUGUGCGAGCACCGCCUCCCACUACAAGCCCUCCGAGAGAAAGGGGCCUUUUAAUAAUUUGGGAUUGUGUCUGCAUGGCUGGGAUUUAUGUCCAGCUGUGGGCAAGGCAGUGUGUUCCUCUGAGAAAAUUCUCCUGUGUAUUUCUCAGCCGCUACAGAAAUAGCAGCCGCGACUGGCACUUGCUCACUGACCAUGGGCGGUGCGCUGAGAUUUCCCUUCCCAGUGUAGGAUUUGGAUUCCUGCUAAAAUACAAGGGCUGUACAUGUCCCUAGUACCUGGUGCACAACCACAUUUCAAACCUUGAUAAAGCAUCUCUGUUGUUACGAGAGGACUGUGAGCAGCGAGAGCCACGGCUCAUUUCUGUGCGAGUAAAACUUAAGAAAAAUCAGAGGAUGUUAAAAAAAAAAAAGUGUCUUCUUUUUCUUCUGUGUACUUAUUUAUUAAGUUAUCAGAUAUCGAUAAUUCAAUGUGUACAAUUUUAAUGGCUUUGUACUUCCUACUGGUCCUUCCACGUAUUUCGCCAUAGUUUUGAAAGGGACUUUUAAAGGACUUUUAGAUGUACCUUUGGAGCUGCUGCAGCACCCAAGAAGAGCCAUACUGAUAUUGGGGGUUGCUUAUGGAAUUAUACCGGGCACUGUGGCAGGUCGGGGCUGAGCAAAGGGCUGCUGUGCAGCCCUGCUGGGGUUGGCUGUAGAGGAGGAUGUCCAAGUUCUAGUAAAUAAACAGAAAAAGACCCCGUGGGGCCAGGCUGUCAUCUUCUGUCAGCCCACUAAGCGGUUUCAGUAUUGCCUUUUAGGCGAAACAUGUCUUCAAAAGAGGAGGAGAAUGGCAGAAAUGCUUUGGUCCAGCCCUGCCCUGAGACUGUUGCUCUGUGCCCAGGGUUGUGUUUGCAUCCUCUCUGUAGCUGGUUUUCUCUCUGUUAUAGGUGUACAUAGAACUGAUGAUUAUUUCAUUAAAGCUGAAUGUACCUGUU